Messenger RNA from Ruditapes philippinarum (Manila clam), 2296 nucleotides. RefSeq names its product N-acetylgalactosamine kinase-like. Bases 49 to 1473 code for a protein of 474 amino acids. Gene Ontology annotation, molecular function: ATP binding; galactokinase activity. NCBI's taxonomy places the organism in Eukaryota, Metazoa, Mollusca, Bivalvia, Venerida, Veneridae. Gene Ontology annotation, cellular component: cytosol; cytoplasm. The transcript is spliced from 9 exons. Gene Ontology annotation, biological process: galactose metabolic process; carbohydrate phosphorylation. The record is from RefSeq and is a predicted model, not a curated record.
AGUGUGUGAUCUCAAACUUUUGGCACGAAUCUAUACAUAUUUUAGCCUAUGUUUACCGAUCACAUGACAUUGAUUUGCCACGUGAUAGACAAAAUGGCAGACCUACCUCCACCGGUACAAAAUUUAGCAGAAGCGAAAGUAGACCAUGACAGGUAUGCAAAUAUAAAGGAGAAGUUUGUUAAAAAGUACAACUGUGAACCAAAAUUUUAUGCAAGGGCACCUGGGCGUGUUAAUUUGAUAGGAGAACAUAUAGAUUAUUGUGGAUAUGGGGUGUUACCAAUGGCAAUUGAGCAAGACAUUGUUAUUGCUGUCUGCCCAACAAGUGACAAUCAACUCUACCUUUCAAAUACAGAUGAUAAGUUCAGAGAUUUUCAGUGCAGUAUGACAAACUUUGAGAUAAACAAGGCUAAACCAGACUGGCACAAUUAUGUGUUAUGUGGGGUGAAAGGUAUGACGGAGUUUAUAAGUCUAACUAACCCAGUUGGUAUGCAGUGUAUGGUAGAUGGUUGUGUGCCCAACAGUGCUGGUUUGUCUAGUUCCAGUGCCCUUGUCUGCUGUGCUGCCCUAGCUACUAUGCAAGCCAAUAACCAAUCAAGGUCAAAGAAAGAGAUAGCAGAUAUGUGCGCAAGUUGUGAGAGGUAUAUAGGAACUCAGGGUGGUGGUAUGGAUCAAGCUAUAUCAUUCAUGGCCAGGCCGGGAACUGCCAAAAAGAUUGACUUUAAUCCACUGUCGGAAGAAGAUGUAAUUCUCCCAGAAGGUGUAGCGUUUGUUAUAUCUAAUUGUUGUGUAGAGAAGAAUAAAGCAGCUACAUCAGAUUUUAAUACAAGGGUAGUUGAGUGCCGCCUAGCUAUGCAGGUUAUGGCAAAAAGUAAAGAAUUACAAUGGCAGGAGUGCAAGAAUUUGGCAGAUUUACAAAAUAAACUGAAACUUAGCUUACAGGAUAUGGCUGGAAUUGUAGAAGCAUGUCUCCAUAAAGAAGAGUACUCAAAACAGGAAGUGUGUGAAAUACUUGGUGUGACAGCUGAAAAACUUGCAGAAACUAGUCUUAGUGCCAAUACUUUACAUGUUGAAAAAUUUCGCUUGUAUCAGCGUGCUGGACACGUGUACAGUGAGGCACGUAGAGUUGAGGAGUUCCAGCGGAUAUGUAAGGAAGUACCCUCAGAUGCUGCACAGAGACUUGGUACAUUGAUGAACCAAAGCCACGAGAGUUGUAGUCAACAGUAUGAGUGCAGUUGUACCGAGUUAGAUGAUCUAGUCAAUCUAUGCAUAAAGUCUGGUGCUAUUGGUUCCCGGCUGACUGGUGCAGGAUGGGGAGGUUGUGCUGUAUCUAUGGUUCCCAGCUCAGAACUUUCAGAGUUUCUAAGAAAAGUAAAAGAUGGUUACUAUGUUGUGAGGGGACUUGAGUCAAGGGUUGAUGAAGCUCUGUUUGCAACACAGCCAGGCAGUGGUGCUGCAGUUUAUAUACAGUCAUAAAUAUAAAUCUUCUGUACAUUAUGAAGCAUAUAUACAUGGAAAUAGAAAACACAGAUUAGUUUCAUGGCCUUGAACUUUGAAUUAAAAUGAUUUGUGUUAACAUUGAAUAGUUUAAGGGUUUUGAACUUAAAAUGAAAAAAAAAAUAGUUUGUGCAAACAAAUUUGGAACUAAAUAUUAUUAUAACAUUUGAAAUUUUGGCUGUAUGCGGGGGCAUCUGUGGCGUGACGACACAUUUCUGCAGGCACCUGCAGGCAAAGGGUUGAGAAAGGUUUUGUGGACCAUAGCAUCUAUGUCCAAUCAAAAUAAUGGACCAUGGUUAGUUUUUUUUUAGUUCUUUAUGAAACGUUACAAGGUUCUUCUUUGUACAUGUGCUCAUUAGAUACUAGUAGUUAAUAGUAACAUUGGAUAAUUAUUUUUACAUUUCUGUGAAAUAUAUUUUACAGUAUAAUGUUAAUUUACAUUCAAUAUUUAGCUUCAUUUCUCAAAGAAAAAGUGGAGCUAUUGUCAUGACACACUCAUUGAUGUCAGCAUUGGUUAACGCUUUUGGUUAAGCAGUGGUUUAGUUUAUAAAAAGUUGUUUUUUUGUCGUAAGAUUGACUCUUAUUUUGGUAUACAUGUAUUUGUUUUAUUUUGAGCUUUUAGUUGUCUUAGCAACUAUGUAUGGAAUUUUCUAACAUAUUUAUCUACCUAUACUGUUUAUUCAUGAUUUGUUUGUCUUUUUGCAAAAUGUUCAAUGAAUUACAUGGAUAAGAAGGUAUUACUUUAGAUGAAAUGUUAUAAUAUAAACCAAGUAUAUAGGGGAAUAAAUAUAAUAUGUUGUUA